Messenger RNA from Lucilia sericata (common green bottle fly), 2526 nucleotides. RefSeq lists its product as uncharacterized. The record is from RefSeq and is a predicted model, not a curated record. The transcript has 7 exons. NCBI's taxonomy places the organism in Eukaryota, Metazoa, Arthropoda, Insecta, Diptera, Calliphoridae. The coding region runs from base 37 to 2349 and encodes 770 amino acids. Gene Ontology annotation, biological process: negative regulation of translation. Gene Ontology annotation, cellular component: cytoplasm; nucleus. Gene Ontology annotation, molecular function: mRNA binding.
GUUUCUGCACUAAGUGUUGAAGAACUAGAAGCUAGAAUGCGCAAAAUGGACUCAGGGGAAAUAGAAAAACCUAAAAGCGGUAGUGUUGGUCAGAACUUGCACAAAAAUGAGGGUAGUCAGAAUAUAAGAUCUGAAAUCGAAAGUGAAUCCGAGGCUUCCCAGUCGACCGAAAUAAAUUCACAGGACGUAGAAGCUUUUCGAAAAUUACUAGACCAACUUGGCAAACCUCGAGUAGAUAUUUCAAUGAACAUUGUCUUGCCAAAUACGUCAGGACAACAACAUUUAUUAACUAAUCCCGUUGGGGGAACAUAUCCCUCCACUGGUAUAUCACCAAUACCACCCAAUUCAUUACCCCAAGCCAAUAUGGCCAAACAAGAAUAUAUGAUGAAAAUUAUGCACCAACAACAACUUCUACAUCUGCAGCAAAAUGUGGGUAAAAUGGUAACACCACCCGUUCUUCAACAUCACCAUAGACUAACACAAAUAUCUCCACAACAACAGACUGAAAAUUUGCCUUUAUUAUCAGCACCACCAACACCCCAUCAUCAACAUUCUCAUUACAUGCCAAUAAUAAUGGGCCCUCCGCAAAAGCGACUUGAUGUGCAACAUUUAAUUCAGUCGGUUGUACGAGAAGAACUAUCAAGAAGCUUUUUGGAAAAGGAGUUAAAGAAUCCCAAUGUUCCCCCUUACACUAAAGAUGUAAUUUCAACAGUAUUAAAGGAAACAUCGCGAUACAAUUUACAAUCUACAGCUGGAGGCGGUCAAAAUGCACCUGAUUCUGUGGAAGCAGGAGUGGCCAAUGAUAUUUGUGCUGCACCUAAUAAUCUAAUGCAAUCUUUAGCCAGAGGGGAAGUUUCGCUCAAUCUAUUGGAGCAUGAGUUAAAUAAACUUAACAUGAGCACUGCUAACGAAACUAAUAGUGGAGUAUUCAAUGAAAGAUCUCGCUGUGGCACACCUUUAAAUGCAUCAUUGAACAUUGUUUCUAUACCGACGAGUGGAGGUGUCGUUGCGUCAUUACCUCCUCAAGUAGUUCCUGCACAAAAACAAAGUCAAGUUCUAACAAACGAAAAUGUUUGUCCAAUAUUGCCAGAUCAACAACAGGCUAUUUCUUCGAUGCUACGUUCACAUCAUCAUGAAGAAUCGACACUACAUAUGCCAACUCAACGGGAACUUCAAAUGCACACUCAAGCCAUUAUGCAAAAUGCCCUAUUUAAAAAGAAAUUAGAGGUAGAACAACAUGAGGCACUAAGAAGACGACAAGAAAUUCACAAACAGCAAGAACUUGAAUCAUCAAAUUUCAGUCAGCAACAUCAACAGUCAUUAAACUCGAAUUCCAUGAUGUCUCAACAAGGGCACCAACAACAACAAACAUCAAGGCAUGUAAAUUCUCCUACACCAUUAGCUUUUACACCUACUUCCGUUUUACGCAAAAUGACGGCAGAGAAGGAUACAAUUUCUAAUUCUUCACAAGCCACAACCAUAACUUCAUCAUCGCCUCAACAGGUUCAGCCGCAUAUACAGCAGCCACAUUUAAAGAUCCAUACACAUCCUCAGAUUCAUGGCCAACAAAUGUCGUAUCAGCUUGGAAACCAGCCCAGAAUGAUACUUGGUGGGGGAAAUUUUCAGUACAUGCACCAGCAGCAUCAAAUUGCACCAGCUGCAAAUGGUAGCCCACAAAUGUCUCCUCAACAAAAAUCUCAAAUACGCAAUCAACCACCAGGACCUCUAAAAUGGCCACUUAUUACACAUUCAACAGUGGAAUCGAAUCAUCCUCUACAUAAUAACAUGCCUAACAAGCCAAUGGGACGACCAAUUCUAAAAGGACCGGGACCUAUUCAACCUCUUGUGCCACACAAUGCGCAUAAUCCACUAGGGCAAAAUCAUGCAAAUGUAAAUCAAAGCUCACAACCCAAUCAAACAGUGGUGUCUAUGCAAAAAUAUCCAACGAUGCAACAACCAAGACAAAUCGUUGGCCAACAGUUUUCAAGUCAUAUAAUUCAACAAAUACCUACAUCUCAACAAAACAAUAUGCAACAGCAGCAGCUAUUUCAACAACGAUCAGUUGUAAUGCAACGUCAGCAAAUUCCACAAAAUGACUUGGGGAACCAUGCACCUCUACAACCAGCUCAUCAUCCAGCUUGCAAUGAUAACAAUUCAGUAACAAAUUUAAAUUUCCAACGUGAAGGUGGCUUAUCGCCAACCAGUAAUCAAUUAGCCCAAUGGUUUUCGCCAGAAUUACUAGCACAGGCAUCAGCAGGAAAACUGCCAUUAUUAAAUAUGAAUCAGGCACUAAGUUUAGAAGAAUUUGAAAGAAGCAUACAACAUUCCUCAACUGCUGUAAACAAUUGAAUAUAAAUAUUUACUUUAAAUACUACCUAUAUUAUUAAAUUUAUGUAAUUGUAAACCAUAUGUAUGUAUGAUGUUAAAAGAUCGAUUAUUAUUAUUAUUGAUAAACUAUUAUGAUGUACGUACUCAAUUAAAAAAGGAAACACAAGUUUUAUACAAAAUAUGUUUUAGUAAAAAAAA